CGGCGGGGGUUGCAGGUUUGAGGCGGCGGCUGGGCAGAGGGAAAGAAGAUCGGAGAAAGGAAGAAGAUCCGCCGGAGAAAGGAGGAAGAAGAAGAAGAAGACAGGUGUAGAAAAAAAAAAAAAACGUGUCAAAGGGUGAAAGGGUGAUUGGGUGCGCAUGUGCCAGGUGAUGCUGUUUUACCUAAGAAUUUCUCCUCUCUACUCAUUGAAUCUAGUCCUAUAUAGAAACUCACUGCCAUAAUCAAGUCAAAGAAGAACAGCUUAAUCUCUCUCUUUCUUUAUGUCUCACCUAGCCUCUUUCAUUCAUACAUUCAUCCCAGAAGCGCUACAGGGAGCAGUUUGUAGUUAUAGGCAAAUGGAAUUGUCAUUUAUCAUAGCAUUGUCCAUUGUUUUGUUGAGCAUAGCUUCAUCAUGUGCAUGGAGGGUGCUGAACUGGGUGUGGUUAAAACCAAAGAAGCUAGAAAAAUGUCUAAGGCAGCAAGGUCUUGCCGGAAAUUCGUACCGCGUUUUGAUUGGAGAUGUCAAGGAGAGCUUCAGAGUGAUGAAGGAAGCAUGUUCAAAACCCAUGAACCUCUCCGAUGAUGCAGCCCCGCGUGUCCUGCCAUUUCUUCAUCAAACCAUUACCAAACAUGGUAAGAAUUCUUUCACAUGGUUUGGUACUACACCAAGGGUGACCAUCAUGAACCCAGACUAUUUGAAUGAAAUAUUGACCAAAUAUGAUGAUUUUCGGAGACCACAUACUGCUCCAGUUGUCAAGUUGCUAUCAUACGGUCUUGCAAACCUCGAGGGAGAAAAAUGGGUUAAGCAGAGGAAGAUUAUUAACCCAGCGUUCCAUAUCGAGAAGCUAAAGAAUAUGUUGCCAGCAAUUUACCAAAGCUGCACUGAUAUGAUUACCAAAUGGGAGAUCAUGGUGUCCAAGGAGGGGUCAUGUGAAUUGGAUAUUUGGCCUUUUCUUCAAAAUUUGUCAGGAGAUGUGAUUUCUAGGACAGCAUUUGGUAGUAGUUAUGAGGAAGGGAGAACAAUUUUCGAACUCCAGAAAGAACAAACAGAACUUUUGAUUAAAGCCUUAUUCAGUGCUUACAUUCCCGGAUUCAGAUUUCUGCCAACUAAGUUGAAUAGGAGGAUGAAGGCAAUAAGUAAAGAAGUAGAAGCUACAAUGAAGCGUAUUAUUAGUAAUAAAGUAGAGGCAAUAAGGGCAGGUGAUGAAGAUGCUAAGAAUGACUUAUUAGGGAUACUUCUGGAAUCCAAUUGGAAAGAAAUUCGACAGUAUGGAGGCAACAAGAAUCUCGGAAUGAGCAUUGAAGAGGUGAUAGGAGAAUGUAAGCUGUUUUACCUUGCUGGGGCUGAGACUACCUCAAUCUUGCUUACUUGGACUAUGAUCUUACUCUGUAGAUAUCCAAAUUGGCAGGCUCGUGCCAGACAAGAGGUUUUACAAGUAUUUGGCAGCAACAAACCUGAUUUUGAUGGGCUCAUUCACCUGAAAGUUGUCACCAUGAUCAUAUAUGAGGUUCUGAGGUUAUAUCCCCCAGUACCUAUGAUGACUCGAGCUGUUCAGAAGGAAACACAGCUCGGAAAUUUAUUACUCCCAUCUGGAGUGCAGUUAUCGUUACCAAUUUUCCUCAUUCAGCGAGACCAAACACUAUGGGGUGAAGAUGCAAAUGAAUUCAACCCACAGAGGUUUUCAGAAGGAAUUUCAAAGGCAACGAAGGGUCAGGUUUCAUAUAUCCCAUUCGGAUGGGGUCCUCGAAUAUGCAUCGGACAAAACUUUGGUUUGAUGGAAGCAAAAAUGGCGUUGUCCUUGAUGUUACAUAGCUUCACAUUUGAGCUUUCCCCGUCCUAUAUUCAUGGUCCAAUGACUAUUAUAACGACUCAACCACAAUAUGGUGCACAUAUUAUCUUGCAUAAACGGUAACUGCAUUGCUGUGUAAGAUAAAGUUCAUUUUGUUGCCAUGUAUUAAGAAAGUUGCAUGUUACAAACAGCUAUAUACUGAUGAUUAUAUAUGUCAUUAGUGUUGUAAAUAGUUAUUACUUAGUGGGCAUUCUUGUAAUUAGCCGACUAGGGUUGUUAUUGUAAUUUACAUCAUGGCCUCAUCUCUAUAUAAGAGAUGGUUCCCUACUCAAUAAUACACACAUAUUCUCUC
This is a messenger RNA of Fragaria vesca subsp. vesca, 2141 nucleotides long. Its product is annotated as secologanin synthase-like. Gene Ontology annotation, molecular function: oxidoreductase activity, acting on paired donors, with incorporation or reduction of molecular oxygen; iron ion binding; heme binding. The transcript is spliced from 5 exons. Lineage: Eukaryota; Viridiplantae; Streptophyta; Magnoliopsida; Rosales; Rosaceae. The record is from RefSeq and is a predicted model, not a curated record. Bases 281 to 1912 code for a protein of 543 amino acids.